Molecule: messenger RNA, 1464 nt
Organism: Cucumis melo (muskmelon)
Lineage: Eukaryota; Viridiplantae; Streptophyta; Magnoliopsida; Cucurbitales; Cucurbitaceae
Exons: 1
Coding region: 297-1373 (358 amino acids)
Source: RefSeq, a predicted model, not a curated record
UUUAUAAGUAGAGAUCUUGAAGCUCUCGUUUUCUUCAUUCCUCUUCUCUUUUUCCGAGAUUCUUAGAAGUUUUUUCUCGAUUUUUUUUUUUGGAGCAAUUUUCUCGGAAAAUUUUGGGGUUUUCUUUGUUUUUUUCUGGGUCUGAUUUCGGAUCUGUGAAAAGAAUUCGAUGGUUCCGUUUGGGAUUCAGUUGAUAUUUUUAUUUUCCCGAGAAAUUUUGGAUUCUUCUUCUUGUUGAACGUUUGGGGGGGUUUUUUGAUUUAUUGUUUAAUUGGGUUUUUUUUUUGUGGUAAUCAAUGGAAGGUGGUCGCCGGAGGAUUACGCUUUACGAUCAGAUGUUAGCGGUGAGCGACGGCAGAGAGCUCGCAAGUGGUUUUACUCUCAACGACGUUUUGACCAUUCAAAAGAGAGCCUCGCCUAGUCCUUCGCCGGCAGUGAGAUUACACGGCCGGACGUUGCUCGAUAUCAUAAGAGACGACGUAGGAAAAUCCCCUGUUAGUAACCGAGAAAGGAAAUCUUGGAAGUUUUUGAGAGAUCGUCUUCGUUUGAACCUCAGAUCUCAAAUUCCGCCGCCGAAUUCGCUUCGUUUCCCCGGUUUUACGUCGGCGGAUAUGAUGCCAAACGACGAACAGUCGCCAGAACCCACCACUACUGCCGCCGUCUCAGCCGCUCCGUCUCUCCGGCAGAUAUCACGGCGGAAUUCCACGCGGUUCAACCCGAGCGUCCCGCCAUCGUCUGAGGCUACAAAUUCCGAUGCCUCUCCAGAUAACAAUUCCGCCGCCGCCGCAUCCGGCGCCGGUGGCCGGAGCCUCCUCAGACCGCAAAUGUCGCGGCACAACUCGACGAGAUUCUCUGUUGAACGAAGCGAGAGUUUCACAGACUUGACGGAGCCGGCACGUGAGGGCACGCGCCGCCUCUCGGCUGCGUUGGCAGAGGAAAGAUCGAUGUCAGCUAGAGAAGCGGUGGCGGCCCAAGAAGCCGCGGACGCAGAAGCCAUCGCCGACGUAGAAGAACAGGAAGAAGAACAAGAAGCAGAGUCCACGCCGGCGCCGAUGAGAAUGUCACUGAUGGAUCUGUUAGAAGAGACGGACAGGCAAAUGGGGUUUGAAGGGUCAACAUACAGAAUAGAAGAUGAAGAAGAGGAGGAAGAAGAAGAGGAAGAAAUUGAGAAUGAAGUGACCACCGUAUGCGGCGGAGGAGGGGGUGGGGGGACGGAACGGAAUUGCUGCGUGUGCAUGGUACGUCAUAAAGGGGCGGCAUUUAUCCCCUGCGGUCACACCUUUUGUAGGCUUUGUUCAAGAGAGCUUUGGGUGAGUAGAGGGAACUGUCCACUUUGCAAUGGCUUCAUUUUGGAGAUUCUUGACAUCUUUUGAUUUUCACAAAUUAAAUUGAAAUUUGAACUUCUUUCUUCAUUUUUUUCAAUGCCUUAUUGAAUGAAAUAUUUGUGAAUACUCUUUGAAUGAA